This is a messenger RNA of Capsaspora owczarzaki ATCC 30864, 624 nucleotides long. RefSeq lists its product as hypothetical. The record is from RefSeq and is a predicted model, not a curated record. Bases 1 to 495 code for a protein of 164 amino acids. Gene Ontology annotation, biological process: mitochondrial respiratory chain complex IV assembly. Gene Ontology annotation, cellular component: mitochondrial inner membrane. Lineage: Eukaryota; Filasterea; Ministeriida; Capsasporidae. The transcript is spliced from 3 exons.
AUGGAGCCGCGAUUGCGAUGGCUGAGCACACGCGCUGCGACAGUGGCGGCAUCCGCGUCACCGCCGCCGCCACUCCAGCGACCACCACCACGCACGACUGCCAACACUGGCAGCAGAGUCACUGGCUCAGCAGCAUCAGCAUCAGCAUCCUCCUCGUCGUCGUCGUCGUCGUCGUCGUGGUUUGGCGCGGUUUCCGGCUUUGCACGGCGCAAUGCAACGUACAUUCGCAUUGGCGCGCCCUUCCUGCUGCUCGUCGUCGGCAGCUCAGUCGGCAUGUCGUACAUUGCAGACGCAGCCGUCGAGUACCGCGACUACAAGAACCACCGCAUGGACCGCGAUGAAGCACUCGCCUUUCACAAUAUCAAGAAGCGACCAUUCUCAAUCGAAGACGAAUUCAUGCGAAUGGUCCAAGGUAUGGACAUUGAGCACUGGGAGAACAAGCGAUUGCCCCGAUCCGACGGCGACGCACAGGCGCCUCCAUCCGAGUCCAAGUAAAUCUGAAUGCGCUGGACAAACACAACUUUGACAUGUUUUUUUGAGCAAGCCUUGUGUUGUAAUGAUAUGUGAAACAAGAAGAACACGAAAGAAACGCACAGACACUAAAGAGUAAUACAAUCCAAGCAA